Messenger RNA from Salvelinus fontinalis (brook trout), 8049 nucleotides. RefSeq names its product MICAL-like protein 1. Bases 851 to 3970 code for a protein of 1039 amino acids. The transcript is spliced from 16 exons. The record is from RefSeq and is a predicted model, not a curated record. Gene Ontology annotation, molecular function: protein binding. NCBI's taxonomy places the organism in Eukaryota, Metazoa, Chordata, Actinopteri, Salmoniformes, Salmonidae.
AGUAACGUUGUUGAAUUCGUUUCAUUUCAACAGCAGGCAGCCGAAGCAAGGUUUGGCAGAAUGGACGGCUGCCGUGAUUACAAUUAAUUUUUCAUAAUACAUUUAACUAACCAUCAUCGCCAUCCAAACACAACUGUGCAUUUAUCUGAUACAUGUAUCUUCUGUUUUGCCGUCAAGAGGAGUGCACGAGAAAGAAAAAACGCCUUGUUCUGGAGUCUGACCGGUAUAACGACACAGAUGGGACUGCACCAUAUAACAAGCAACCACGUUUCCCAUUUAAAGUUUUGGAUGAUGCUUCAACAUAAAGAUUGUAACUGAGUUCACACGAAUAAGGGACACGUUUCGGGUCAAUGAAUGUGUUUUUCCAAGUGAAAACAUGGCUAGUUAGCUUCAGCCAGCUAACUAGCUAAAAUGCUAACUGCAUCAGUCUGAAACAGGGUUGAGAUGUUCGUCUAUAUUUGGACCGAAGCUAACUAAUCCAGGUAGCUAGCUAGCCACUGACAACAUUUCUGUGACAAGCUGUCAAACCCAUUGUAUGUAGGAUUCUUUUUAUAUGGUGAUUAUUGAUUGUGCGUGUUGGGAAAACUUGCAGAUCGAAACUUUGAUCACAUCUGCAGGCGGAGUUGUGGAAACAAUGUUUCAUUGACAUCGCAAAGUUAGCCUGCUUGCUACCAAACGUGACUUCAACGCUACUGUCCUCGACCAGUCAAUGGAAUUCCGAAUGAGUCAUUUCGGGUGUUGUCCUCCAAAAUUCGAAAAGCAGGAGGACGGCUUCUAGAAUCUUACAAAAACUUAUUUCUCAUCCCGCUACACGUGGGAUGAGACCGAUAUUGAAAGGAAUAAAAUCUGAAUGUUUCCAAACAUGGGGUCGUUAAAAGCACUUCAAGAAUGGUGUCGGAUACAAUGCGAGAGUUACAACGAUGUAGACAUCAAGAACAUGUCAUCGUCUUUCCGGGAUGGCUUGGCAUUCUGUGCCAUAAUCCACCGAUAUAGACCGGAUUUGAUAGACUUUGACUCCCUCUCCAAAGAGAAUGUCUACGAGAACAACCGUCUGGCGUUUGAGGUGGCGGAGGAGGAGCUGGGAAUCCCUGCUCUGCUGGACCCAGAGGACAUGGUAUCCAUGAAAGUGCCUGACAGGCUGAGCAUCAUCACCUAUGUCUCCCAGUACUACAACUUCUUCACCAACAAGUCCCAUGCCAACCCCCCCUGCUUGAAGAGGUCCAGUGGUACAGGCCACAUUGAGCCGGCCCAGAAGAGACCGGUGGCCCCUCUGGGAGACAAAGUGGUUGAGCCCGAGCUGAGUCUACCUGGUCCGAUGGGUACGGACGGGGGGGUACAGGCGGGAGUGAAGCGUAGCACCCUCAGCAGCAGCUGCGCCGCCUGCCAGAGGCACGUCCACUUGGUGCAGAGGUUCCUGGUCGACGGCAAGCUCUACCACCGCAACUGUUUCAGGUGUAGGGAGUGUAGCAGCACUCUGCUGCCUGGGUCCUACAAGCUAGGAAACGAGGUCGGCUCCCUGGUCUGCACGCAUCACUUUGCCAGGUCUGCCUUAGCCAAUCAGAACGGCCGACCGGACCUAAGUAAGCGACCGACAACGGUUCCCUCCGUCAGGAUUGGUCGACCCAUGCUGCCUCAAACUUCUCCUCCUUCUGGGAGGGACCAGGCGGCAAAGACUCCGGCUCAAAAGACUCCGCCACCAAAAGAGACUCCGCCACCAAAAGAGACGACGCCACCCCAAGAGACGCCGCCCCAAGAGACGCCGCCCCAAGAGACGCCGCCCCAAGAGACGCCGCCCCAAGAGACGCCGCCCCAAGAGACGCCGCCCCAAGAGACGCCGCCCCAAGAGACGCCACCAAAAGAGACGCCGCCCCAAGAGACGCCGCCCCAAGAGACGCCGCCCCAAGAGACGCCGCCCCAAGAGACGCCUCCACCAAAAGUGACUCCGCCCCAAGAGGGUGUCACCAAUGAGGAUUACACCCCCACACCAUCCAAUGACUCUGACUCUACACCAUGUCCUAUCUCAACGACAAAAACUGACUCUUUGAAAACAGAGAAAGAGAAAGAGAGGGAAGACAGUGCGGGAGAAAGAGAGGUCAAACCUCCAACCUCCAUUCCUCCCAACCCUUUCGAUGACAUCGAGGAGGGGGAGGAGACUCCGGCACCAGCCAAAGACACAGCCAAUGGGGUUAUCCCUCCUACACCUGUCAGUCAUCUAGGACUAGGGAACAGUAAGCCAGUCCCCAUCCCUCGCCGCUUGUCACAGCCCUCCCCUCCACCUCGUCCCGCCCCCAGGGUCCGCCCACCCCGCGUUGACAACCUUGCGGUCAAUGGUGAUCACGGUGAACACAGGAGAUCUCUUCCUCCGGCUCCCAGACCUCGGGAAAGAUCCCACUCCCCUGGAAGCUCCUGUCUCUCCAGCGACGCCCCCAAACCCCCUAACCCGCCCUGGUUGGCCCUCGUCCAAUCCCAAGAACCCAAGAAGAAAGCAGCACCUCCCCCUCCCCCUGGAGUGGCCACACCCCCACACACUGGUUCGUUAUCUUCUCUAAAAGGGGAGGGCUCCAGACCAGCCACGCCCCCUGCACCCGCCAACCCCUUCGAUGAGGAAGUAGAGGAAGAGGAGGUGGGGUCAAGGGAGGGGUCAGUAGGAGGUUUGGUUUCUCCCACUGUGGUGGUGAGUCAUCCGUGGUACAGCAUCUCCCAGGCUGCAGACGCUGCAGCUGACCCAGGCACGCCCCCCAUUGGGGGUAUUUCCUCCCGCUCUGCAAGCCCCAAUGGCUCCAGGUGCAAGAAACGCCCGGCGCCCCCAAAGCCUGUUCCAAAGGCCCCCGGCUCUAACUCAGCCCUUCCUCACUCCCAGCCCUCCUCUUCCUCUCCCUCCCCAGCUAUUAGCAUAGAGAGCCUAUCCUCUGCCUCCGACCAUAGCUCCUCCCACCCAGCUUCCCUAGGGGGCAGAGCCACAGGCGAUCAGGACAACCCCUUCACCAAGAGCGUAUCAGAGCCCUCCAUCUGUGGGCCCUGUGGUGGCUCCACCCCCUCCACCUCAGCCAAUCGCCUCUCUCCAAGCCCCUCCCCUUCUCCCCAGCCAGCCAAUCCUAGCUCGGCUCCGGCUACUCCGCAGAGCAAUCGGAGUGCCAGGCCCCCGCCCCCAAGACCCCCGACGACACCCAGCCCCCUGGCAGCAUCAAGUGCUAUCCCAGUUCCACCCCCCAAGCGGACUUGUAAGGAAAACCCUUUCAACAGGAAAGCCUCUUCCUCCCCUGUUUCCUCCCCUAAAACCAGACCCCCUAGAGGCCCUCGCCCCGCCCGGCCCCCCGCACCUGGACACGGCUUCCCCCUCAUCAAACGCAAGGUGCAGUCAGACCAGUACAUCCCAGCAGAGGACAUCCAUGGAGAGAUGGGAGAGCUGGAGAAACAGCUGGAUGAGCUGGAGCAGAGAGGAGUGGCUUUGGAGAGAAAACUACGAGAUAACCCCAAUGAUGAGGAGGAGGAGACUUUGCUGGUGGACUGGUUCACUCUGAUCCAUGAGAAACACCUGCUGGUGCGCCGUGAGGCUGAGCUGGUCUACACGGCCAAGCAGCAGAACCUGGAGGAGAGGCAGGCUGACGUAGAGUAUGAGCUGAGAUGUCUUCUUAACAAGCCAGAGAAAGACUGGAAUGAGGAGGACAAGGGCAGGGAGCAGGAGCUGAUGACAGAGCUGGUCACCGUCAUCGAACAGCGGAACCAAAUCAUCAACAACAUGGAUCAGGACAGGCAGAGGGAAGAGGAAGAGGAUAAGCUGGUGGCGACCAUGUUGAAGAGAAAAGACUUCCAGAAGGAGCCAGCAGCAGAGGGCGAGCAGCAGCAGCAACAGAAGAAGAAGAAGAAGAAGGAGAAGUUCAAACCCAUGAAGGUUCUGAAGAGGUUGAGUGUGAACCAAGGAAAAGGUGGCAGCCCACGCAAGGAGAUGGCAGAGAAGGACAAGAGCUGAACAAGGUAUGGAAGGAUGGAUGUGGAUGAUGGAUGGAGGAAAGGAAGAGGGAUACCAUCCUUUACAGAGGGACAUAUCAGAUGGAAAGAGCGGGGAAAUGACAGAUGGAAACAAAACACGGUGGAGGGAAGAGAAGGAAAAACAACACAGGAUUCUCACAGCUGUGUUAAAGACUGUAAUGUGUGCAACCUGUAAUUUUCUCCCCCUUCCUCUUACUGUAGCAUAUCCUUCUAAUCGCUCCUCCCUACCAGAGUAUGUGAGCAGAGUUAAGCGGUCGGAAAUCCCGCUCGCGCUAGCGAUCCACCUCUUUUCAACUGCUCCGCUAAAAACCGUUCUGCGCUCACAGGAAAAAAAUGGCCGCUCCAAAUUCGCUCCGUUCAUUAAAAUCACAAUUUAACCAACACCCAUCUAUUUUUGUGACUACCUUGACUUACCAUUUGGUAUUCAAGUAAUGAAACCAAACCAUAUGAUUUGAAUUAAAAGUAUUUGAAUAAACAAAUACGUUGGACUAUGCCAAGCCUAUUUCUUUUAGCAUGUGCAUAUGGUAAGUACACCAUCAUGCUUUCGGGAUGCGUGUCUUUUCAGAUUCCACGAUUUGAUUCUUUAGUUGUGGACGCCACAUCGCCGCAAUCCCUCUCUUGCUCUUGGUCCUCAUCUUGUAAGUCACCUUGGUUUAGCACCGGUGUGUUUUAGCAGUUUCUUUAUGAAAAUAUUUAGUGAACUGCAUGACAGUAGCUAAAGCAAGGGGUUAUAGCAGCACACAAGUAGACUACAGAUGCAUGCUGGACCGGGCACGCCCUGAGCUCGUGAAGUGAGCGCUACUGGAAUGAAAUUGGAGCGGGCGAGAAGGCUGACGCUCCAGCCUUUGGGAAUCUCGCUCCGAGACUCCAGUCAAAUUGGGAUCGCUCCACUCCGCUCACAUACUCUGCUCCCUACUGUAGCUCCUCGCUCCACUCCGCUCACAUACUCUGCUCCCUACUGUAGCUCCUCGCUCCACUCCGCUCACAUACUCUGCUCCCUACUGCAGCUCCUCGCUCCACUCCGCUCACAUACUCUGCUCCCUACUGUAGCUCCUCGCUCCACUCCGCUCACAUACUCUGCUCCCUACUGUAGCUCCUCGCUCCACUCCGCUCACAUACUCCGCUCCCUACUGUAGCUCCUCGCUCCACUCCGCUCACAUACUCUGCUCCCUACUGCAGCUCCUCGCUCCACUCCGCUCACAUACUCUGCUCCCUACUGUAGCUCCUCGCUCCACUCCGCUCACAUACUCUGCUCCCUACUGUAGCUCCUCGCUCCACUCCGCUCACAUACUCCGCUCCCUACUGUAGCUCCUCGCUCCACUCCGCUCACAUACUCUGCUCCCUACUGUAGCUCCUCGCUCCACUCCGCUCACAUACUCUGCUCCCUACUGUAGCUCCUCGCUCCACUCCGCUCACAUACUCUGCUCCCUACUGUAGCUCCUCGCUCCACUCCGCUCACAUACUCCGCUCCCUACUGUAGCUCCUCGCUCCACUCCGCUCACAUACUCUGCUCCCUACUGUAGCUCCCAUGAUGCUCUUUCAAAUACUGCCACUCCAAUGCGUUCUGUACUGUAUAUAUUUGAAGUUGCCUUUGUGUGAAGAGAAAGUUAAGAACUCAACUGCUUUAAGACUAAAACCUUAAGAAACAUCUGAAGACUGAAUUGAAGAGGUAAAUUUUCUGUAGCUUUGAGGUUCAGCGCAAUAUGUGGUUUCUUCUAUCCUUUUUCAUUAUUACUUUGCACAUUGUGACCCAGGCCUUUUUAAAAUCGGCUUUUAACAAAGAUAUAAAUACUAUGACUGCAGGUUUCUUACCAUUUAUCAGUCUCUUAUCAUGAUAGGAACUAAAGAACACUCCCUCAUCUCCUGCCUAUUCAGUGGUCCUAAGGUUUUCCCUUUGUUCAUGGACGUUGCGUACGUCUCAUUGUCUGUAGGUUGGAUACAGAACGAAGAGUUGUGUGUGUCAGUCAGUUGUCUGGUUUGAGUCUGUGGUACUUCUGAACUAUUGUGAAUCUUUUUAAAAGAGGAACCCAUUGUUGUGAGUAAAUACUGCCAGUUUAGAUGGAGUAAUGACAACCCAAAUAAUGACUAGCUUUUAGCGAAAUGGUUCUUUCUUAACUAGCUACUUACCAUGUUUUCCAAAUCACUGACUAUUGGACUAUAGAUAUUAUAUUGGACUGUAGAUAUUAUAUUGGACCAUGUUUAGGGUUGGAUAAUCACGGUCUGAGAAUGAGACGUAUGACCGACAGGUAAGAAAUAGUUAAGAUGGAAUGUAAGUACUGACUUUAUACAAGGAAUGUAAAAAAUACAAUUAUAACAUAAACGGAAGGAAUUUGCAUUUUGGCGCAGUCCAGGCAGUGCUGAGGGGGAUAGUUUGGCAUGCUCUUUGUUCGGGUUCCUGAAAUAUUCUGCUUUUACAAAAUGUGAUGCUGUUUUCAAAUGAAACACAAUACCUUGCUCUUGUUAAAGCUUUUAGAAUUAGAAGAAGAAGAAGUCAGUGAACUUCUUACGUUGCUUUUGUUUUAAUUGUUUUGUUAGUAGUUCUGUUUUGUUAGUAGUCAAAAAAAUACAGUGACAAUGUAGCAAAUAACUCACACAAAAACAAACAAACUCUGAAAUGACAGCACUACAGGGUUGGUGGAGGGUAGUAGAGGGAGAGAGGGGGUUAUUUUAAGCACUACAGGGUUGGGGGAGGGUAGUAGAGGGAGUUUUUGUUUUUAAAUCUGAACAAUAAAAACAUUUACAUCUCAUACUUAGGUUAAAAGGCUAAAAAUGGAACGUACAAUUCUAUAACACACUCUUACAAUGCCAAACGGUAAAAUCCUAUUCGUGUCCCUGUGUUGUGGUAGAGUUCUGGGUCCUGGUUGGGGAGAUGGUGGGCUUGUGUUUCUUGAUUAGGGUUUUGAUGCAGUGUAUUUAACUAACUUAGUUGUAUCAUGACAGGUCACUGACUUAAUAGUAUUAUAGAAUCUGACCAGAUUUACAACUGAAACAAGUGUGAACAGUUCUAGGGGCUACAUUAUACAAUAAGGAUUGUAAUAAAUAUAUAUAUAUGCAUGCAGUGAGUGUACAAAAUAUUAAGAAUACCUUCCUAAUAUUGAGUUGCACCCACUUUUGCCCUCAGAACAGCCUAAAUUCUUCGGGUCAUGGACUCUACAAGGUGUUAAAAGCAUUCCACAGGGAUGCUGGCCCAUGUUGACUCAAAAUGCUUCCCACAGUUGUGUUAAGUUGGUCUGGAUGUCCUUUGGGUGGUGGACCAUUCUUGAUACACACGGGAAACUGUUGAGCGUGAAAAGCCCAGCAGCGUUGCAGUUCUUGACACAAACCGGCACUUAAAUAUUUUGUCUUGCCCAUUCACUCUCUGAAUGGCACACAUACACAAUCCAUGUCUCAAUUGUUUCAAUGCUUAAAAAUCCUCCUUUAACCUGUCUCCUCCCCUUCAUUUACACUGAUUUGAAGUGGAUUUAACAAGUCACAUAGAUAAGGAAUCAUAACUUUCACCUGGUCAGUCUAGGUCACGGAAAGAGCAUGUGUUCCUAAUGUUUUGUACACUCUGUGUAUAUAAAUUCCAUAGAUAUCUUUUAACAAUGUAGCAAACUAUUAAUACCUUCCAGUUGAUAUCAGUUUAACUGUUUUGGGAAAGUCUGCAAAAUAUGCAAAUCUUUUUAAUUUAUAUAUUUUACAAUGCCUUUGUUUGACUCUGUAAACGCUGUCUAAUUCCAAUGAGUUUUGCCUUAACUUAGAAUCUGCCGUCAAAGUCGAUAGUACUAUGAGAUCCGUUUAUGUUAAGAGUGCCCUUAUUUAAAUGUAUUCGUCAAUAAGUCUCGUUUUUGUCCGGAGUUAAACUGAAUGUCUUGUUAUAGGCUGUUCGUAUAUUGUCUAGUACACGAUCUUGUCUUCCAUUCAAAAUGGCUGCUUGUGUGUUUGUGCAUCUUCUUCCUGUUUAAAAACUCACACCAAGGGCUUCUGUAGAGCGAUGUUGAAACAUGGUCCUAAAGAAACAACAGAAUCGCAUUGAAAUCUGGGAGACUGUGAAAUAAAACAUAUUAAUGCCACUAAAAA